AUGAGUGAGGAAGUCAGCAAGACCUAUAUCUCCUACAACAACGUCCACCAGUUGUGCCAAGAGUCAGCCGACAAAAUCAAGGCUUUCAAGCCCGACUUGAUCAUAGCCAUCGGUGGUGGAGGUUUCAUUCCUGCCAGAAUGUUGAGAUCGUUCCUCAAGGAGCCAGGCCAUCCUAACGUGAGAAUCAUGGCCAUCAUCUUGUCUCUCUACGAGGAUAUUGGCGAAGACGGAAUCGAAGAACUCGGCACCCAGGUCGUCCGUACCCAGUGGAUUGACUACCAACAGUCAAAGAUCGACUUGGUGGGCAAGAACGUGUUGAUCAUCGACGAGGUGGAUGACACCAGAACCACCUUGCACUACGCCGUUUCCGAGUUGAAGAAGGACGUCGAGGAACAGGCCAGAGCCAAGAACGCGGACCCUAACGACACCAAGUUUGGUGUUUUCGUGUUGCACGACAAGGCCAAGCCCAAGAGAGCCGACUUGCCAGACGAGAUCAUGAAGACUGGUAACUACUUUGCUGCCAGAACCGUUCCAGACGUGUGGAUCGCCUACCCAUGGGAAUCGGUUGACAUUGUCUACCACACCAAAAUGGCUAUUGAGCAAGGCAACGAUGUCUUCUUGCCAUCUACUACUGAAUAG
Suhomyces tanzawaensis NRRL Y-17324 is the source of this 639-nucleotide messenger RNA. RefSeq names its product hypoxanthine phosphoribosyltransferase (gene HPT1). The coding region runs from base 1 to 639 and encodes 212 amino acids. The transcript has a single exon. Gene Ontology annotation, cellular component: cytoplasm. Gene Ontology annotation, biological process: GMP salvage; hypoxanthine metabolic process; XMP salvage. Gene Ontology annotation, molecular function: hypoxanthine phosphoribosyltransferase activity. Lineage: Eukaryota; Fungi; Ascomycota; Pichiomycetes; Serinales; Debaryomycetaceae. The record is from RefSeq and is a predicted model, not a curated record.